Messenger RNA from Phacochoerus africanus (Common warthog), 1779 nucleotides. It is a transcript of the gene CLU, whose product is annotated as clusterin. NCBI's taxonomy places the organism in Eukaryota, Metazoa, Chordata, Mammalia, Artiodactyla, Suidae. The transcript is spliced from 9 exons. The coding region runs from base 197 to 1537 and encodes 446 amino acids. The record is from RefSeq and is a predicted model, not a curated record.
CUCCCCGGUGCUUUCUACGGCAUUCUUUGGGCGUGAGUCAUGCAGGUUUGCAGCCAGCCCCAAAGUGGGUGUAUACCCAGCAGAGCGCUAUAAAUACGGGCGCCUCACUGUGUUCAUCACGCGGAGUCGCCAGAGGAGCGCGCGGGCACCGCUGACUGAGGCGUGCUAGAAUUCUAGAACUGGAGAAGCAGGCGAGAUGAAGACUCUGCUGCUCUUGGUGGGGCUGCUGCUGACCUGGGAGAAUGGCCCCUGGGUGCUGGGGGACAAGGCCAUCUCGGACAAAGAGCUCCAGGAAAUGUCCACCGAGGGGAGUAAGUACGUUAAUAAAGAAAUUAAAAAUGCCCUCAAGGAGGUGAAACAGAUAAAGACCCUAAUAGAACAAUCAAAUGAAGAGCGCAAAUCACUGCUCAGCUCCCUGGAGGAAGCCAAGAAGAAGAAAGAGGAUGCCCUGAACGAUACCAGGGAUACUGAGACAAAGCUGAAGGGAUCCCAGGGCUUGUGCAAUGAGACGAUGAUGGCCCUGUGGGAAGAGUGCAAGCCCUGCCUGAAACAGACCUGCAUGAAGUUCUACGCGCGUGUCUGCAGGAGCGGCUCGGGACUGGUUGGCCACCAGCUCGAGGAGUUCCUGAACCAGAGCUCCCCCUUCUACUUCUGGAUCAACGGUGACCGCAUCGACUCCCUGAUGGAGAAUGACCGACAGCAGAGCCACGUGAUGGACAUCAUGGAGGACAGCUUCAACCGGGCGUCCAACAUCAUGGAUGAGCUCUUCCAGGACCGCUUCUUCAACCGGGAGCCUUUCGACACUCAGUUCUUCUCACCCUUUGGCUCAUCCCACAGGGGCUCGCUCUUCUUCAACCCCAAGUCCCGCUUCGCCCGGAACAUCAUGCCUUUCCCCCUGUUCACCGACCUGAAUUACCACGACAUGUUCCAGCCCUUCUUUGACAUGAUCCACCAGGCUCAGCAGGCCAUGGAUGCCCACCUUCAUAGAAUUCCCUAUCACUUCCCUGAGGCGCGAUUCCCAGAAAACAACAAUGACCGAGCUGUGUGCAAGGAGAUCCGCCACAACUCCACGGGAUGCCUGAGGAUGAAGGACCAGUGUGAGAAGUGCCGGGAGAUCUUGUCAGUGGACUGUUCGGCCAGCAAUUCCUCUCAGAUGCAGCUGCGUCAGGAGCUGUACACGUCCCUGCAGAUGGCGGAGAAGUUCAGCAAGCUCUACGACCAGCUGCUCCAGUCCUACCAGCAGAAGAUGCUUAACACGUCCUCCCUGCUGAAGCAGCUCAACGAGCAGUUCAGCUGGGUGUCCCAGCUGGCCAACCUCACGCAGAAUGACGACCGCUACUAUCUCCAGGUCACCACGGUGAAUUCCCACGGCUCCGACCCCAGCGUGCCCUCUGGCCUCACUAAGGUGGUGGUGAAGCUCUUUGAUUCCUACCCCAUCACUCUGAUUAUCCCGCAGGAAGUCUCCGAUCCUAAAUUCAUGGAGACUGUGGCGGAGGAAGCGCUACAGCAGUACCGCCAAAGGAGCCGGGAGGAGUGAGAGGUGAACCUCACGUUUCUAAGGAUGGGGGCAUCUGCGUCCAGUUGCCCCCUGAGUUGAGCCAUAGGCCUCUAGAGAGAGCUCUGCGUGUCACCAGCUGACCAGGCCCUGGGCGCCAGGCCCUCCUGACCCCACCCAGCCUCUCCUCCCUCUGGAUUCUGCACGCUAACACCUGCCUUUGCUGAUCACAGGAAGAAAUUUCCCGUGUGCCACUAACUCAGUAAACCGCCUUGGAAUCUGAA